Messenger RNA from Rhea pennata, 2952 nucleotides. It is a transcript of the gene RBM24, whose product is annotated as RNA binding motif protein 24. The record is from RefSeq and is a predicted model, not a curated record. NCBI's taxonomy places the organism in Eukaryota, Metazoa, Chordata, Aves, Rheiformes, Rheidae. Gene Ontology annotation, biological process: positive regulation of myotube differentiation; mRNA stabilization; regulation of alternative mRNA splicing, via spliceosome. Bases 418 to 1215 code for a protein of 265 amino acids. Gene Ontology annotation, molecular function: mRNA 3'-UTR binding. The transcript has 5 exons. Gene Ontology annotation, cellular component: nucleus; cytosol.
GACCCGGUGGCUUUUAGCGGCGGGGAGGCCACUCAGCUGUUAGCGCCCGGGCCCUGCGCUCCUCUGCCAGCUGCCGCUUCUGCUCGUUCCCAGCGCUACGGCCGCCAGGCUGGCUGCUGCCCGGCCUCGCCUCCUCCUUUUCCCGCUACCUACCUCAAAACCGCCGGAGGCUGCGGGGCUCCGUUCCUGAAGGAGGAGGAAGCCGGGUUUGCAAAAGAGAAAGGGAAUUGCAUCGUAACCGGGUGGUGGGGGGACACGGGGAGGGGAGGAAAAAAGGAGAGAAAAGAAAGAAAACAGGAGCGGGGCUGACGCUGGCAGUGGGUCUCGCCGCCCCGCACCCGCACGCCCCGGCGGCCCCGCGUGGGUGCCGGCGCCCCGUCUGCAGAGCGCUGCGCGGCGCGCAGGGCCGGGCGGAAGAUGCACACGACGCAGAAGGACACCACCUACACCAAGAUCUUCGUCGGGGGCUUGCCCUACCACACCACGGACUCCAGCCUGCGCAAGUACUUCGAGGUGUUCGGGGACAUCGAGGAGGCGGUGGUCAUCACGGACCGGCAGACGGGCAAGUCCCGCGGAUACGGCUUUGUCACCAUGGCUGACAGAGCUGCUGCCGAAAGAGCUUGUAAAGACCCCAACCCUAUCAUCGAUGGCAGGAAGGCCAACGUGAACCUGGCAUACCUGGGCGCCAAACCAAGGAUAAUGCAGCCAGGUUUUGCCUUCGGUGUUCAGCAGCUUCAUCCAGCUCUCAUACAGAGGCCUUUUGGAAAUAAGCAAGCUGGCACAAAACAGGACAUCAGUGGCCUGAUAAUCAAACAGGAUACCUGCUCACUAUGUCUAUCCGCAGGCUUUUGUGCAGCCCGGAGUGGUAAUUCCCCACGUUCAGCCCGCAGCAGCCGCUGCUUCCACUACGCCCUACAUCGAUUACACCGGAGCCGCGUACGCCCAGUACUCGGCCGCCGCGGCCGCCUACGAGCAGUACCCGUACGCCGCGUCGCCGGCCGCCGCUGCCGGCUACGUGGCGGCGGGGGGCUACGGCUACGCGGUGCAGCAGCCCAUCGCGGCGGCAGCGCCGGGGACGGCGGCCGCUGCGGCUGCCGCCUUUGGCCAGUACCAGCCCCAACAGCUGCAGACGGACCGCAUGCAAUAGCAGAGGGACUCCCGAAGGAAGCUCUUUCUUUCUCUUCCUCUUCUCAGCCUUCCAGUAUAAGUAGUUAAUAAGAGACAAUUAAUAUUAACUAAGGAGCUUUAAGGAAAGCAAUGCUAUUGCGAAACUAAAGAUUGUUAUUCCACUGUCUUCAUACAGUCUGCAUCCAAACCAUGUUGUUAGAGGGGAGGGGUAGUGUGAGAUGUUUAGUUUCAAGUAUCAGUCUGGAAGAAAAUGGGAAAAAAAAAACUGUGCUGUCAUGAAAGAGUGGCAGGAGUAGCAAUGAGACUUCAUAUUUACAACAAAACCAACAAGAAAAACCCCCCAAAACAAAGGUGUAUUUUUUACUGUAUCAGGGAAACAAAACUGCCUUUACAAGUAAGAAAAUGGUAUUUGAAAAGUGUGAACCAGGGGAAAAAAACUGAGUCAGCAAUAUGUAAUCUUUCUCCAUUUUAAGACUACAUGAGCUUAAAGCACUGAUUGUCCUUCUUAGCUUUCCGUAUGGCUACAGAAGUUGUCUUAGUGGGGCAAAACCUUCUCGCCGUUGCAUUAACGGGCAUGGAGCAAGCCGAGGAGCAAGGCCUGCUAGUAAGCUGGCGGACAGGCACCAAAGUUAUUUUCUCCUCUGUCCUCUGGCCGAGUGGAGCUGUGGAGCAAGUGAUGUGGAAGGAACGGGUGCAGCAGCUGUAGCGACAAUCAAUAACACAGACCGUUCUGGAAAGAACACAUCACUCGCGCUCAUGUGAUGAGCUUGUCACAUCCUAAUCCCUCGCCCCGUCCUGUUUCACUUUUGGGAAACUUUAACUGCUGGUGUCAGCUCUUCUGAUUCUAAAAUAGGAUCAGCCCUUUACUACAACAGCCUUCUCUUUCUAUUUAUUGCUAUUCAGAACUUGUCAAUAAAGGCAGGAAGAAGCUUGAUGAAUUUAAACCUUUAAGAACUGUUUUAAGGGAAUUUCUUUUUUUUCCUCUUUUUUUUGAAACCAUUUGUACAAUUUUAAUAUCUAUUUCAGGACUAUAUUUAAAAUAUUUAUUAGCAAACAUACAGUACACAAGGCAACUUUUGUUACCAAGACUGCAGUUCUUCAAGGGUUAAUGGUAUGUGAUUUAUACUGUGCCUUAAUUGUAAUGCUAUUUAAAAAGAAAUAUUUAUUUUGAAAGUUUUACUAUGCUGCGCUCUAAAGAAAGCAACUUUAGAUGUGACACUGUAUAAUUAUGUAUUCAUCUCAUGGCAUAAAUUAUUUAGUAAGUUUAGAUGUAGCAUAUUAAAUAUUAACCUAAUUAACUAAGGAUGUUGACUUGGAUUUAUUUAAAUUCAGUAUGUGCACUGUAUGAGGGUACUCUUAAAUUAACACCUUUUUAGGGUUUUACAUUAAAUAUUGCUACUUCAUUCUUUUCCCUCUCAUACUUUUUCAUGUAGACCUCUCAAAUACAUUAGUGCAUUUUUCUCACUCAUCUGUACGUAGACUAUUUUUCCCUUUGCUAGAAAAUGCUGCUUUACGUUGUCCUGUGAAACUACAGUACUUGCAAUUUUUAUUCUUGACCGAAAUGGAAUUUAAUAUUUUACACUGUAUUGGAUUUUUUUUAUACUUGAACAAUUUCAUACAAGGGAAGACAGGAUAGCAUUUUUAUGAACUUUAUCCAAUGUCACUGGAUUUAUUUUAAGUAUUCUGAAUACUAGCCAGUGUUAUAAGGUAGACAUGACUCUCCUGUGCAUAUUAUUUAUUCAGUAUGUAUACUGCUUUACAACAUUUCAGAUCUCUUAAUCUAUUCACUUGUAUUAAAUAUAAUAAAAAAUGUGGUCGCAUCUA